AUGGCCUCCACUGGCGAGACUCUGAGCACUUCAUCCUUCCACCCCGACGGACCGGCCUUCAACCCCCAUCUCGCCAACCCCGUCCCAAUUCUGCCCUCGUCCGCCCCGCGCGAUACCGCUACAGAUCCCGAGGAUUCUAUGGACAUUACGCCUGUGCAGACACUGAACAUGGCUCCGCCAACUUCAAGCGGUCCGGCGGGGGACGAGGCCACCGAGACCGCGUCCGCCGCCCAACACGAAGCGCCGACAUCUACCAAUGGUGCCACGAACCAGCCCAUCGGCGCGGCCGCCGCUGCGCAGCAACCAAAGGUAGUACAGACGGCGUUCAUCCACAAGUUAUACAAUAUGCUCGAAGAUCAACACAUCCAACAUCUUAUUUCCUGGUCAGGCUCCAAUGACAGCUUCGUCAUGUCGCCUUCCACCGAGUUUUCAAAGGCGUUAUCGCAAUACUUCAAACACACCAACAUCUCAUCAUUUGUUAGACAGUUGAACAUGUACGGAUUUCACAAAGUUAGCGACGUGUUUCAUACUGGCUCUCCGGAAACGCCGCUCUGGGAGUUCAAACAUGGCGGCAACAACUUCAAACGGGGCGACCUCAUGGGCUUGCGAGAGAUCAAACGCAGGGCCUCCCGCCACGCACUCAUCCACCGCGACUCCUUCGCCAACGUGCCGCCGAAAAUGACCACAGCGCCGCCACCUGCAGCGCCGAUGGAGCCUCCUGUUGUACAAGAUCCCAUCGAGACUCGCUUGAGUAUGAUGGAAUGGAGCAACAACGAGCUAUUCACAAGACUCUCGCGCACGGAGGAAGCGUACACUGCCGUGACUGCAAAGUGUCAAACCCUCCUUGAAGGGUUGUCAAAAAGUCAUCAGUGGAACCAGGAGUUAUGCUCACAUUUGCUGUCGCUGGUCCCCGACACGGAGAACUCGAUUCACAAAGACGUAUCGGCGAUGCGACAGGACAUUUCUCGACACAUGGACAGGCUUCGGACGGUCGGUGAUUCACCGCAAUCACACUUUUCCAACAAACAUCCAUUCUUCACCCAGAGCAACUUGUCAAUGGAGUUGCCAUUGCCGCUUUCGCCACGACAGCGCCCAUUUGACGAGUCGCGACGAACAUCUCUGCAGACCGCCCGUACGCCCACAGCUUUACGAGCGCCCGUAGCCCUUCAUGCACAGACGUCUCCCCGGCGAUACGGCUCGAUCGGAGUGGGCAACGGCGCAUUCUCGCCCUCUUUCAACCGGCCAACGUACCUCCCACCUCCACCGCCUCCGCCCAUGCACCAGCCACUACCAAACACGACAUCCCCGCCAAUCAACCUCGCGCGAAGGCACACCUCCGCCGACAUCCGCGUUCCCAUCUGGCCUGGCGGCAAUCCCGGAGGAUCACAAUUCAACCAGCACAGCUCCCCCUACGCCUCCGGCCAAUCUUCCUCCGCCUGGCCCUCCUCCCCGCGCCAAAACGCCCAACCAGGCGACCAACAAAUCCGCGACGCGCUCGCGCAAUACGAACUCCCCCGACCCGGGGCGUCGGCCGCGCCGGCCAACACAACCUCUAGACAGCCCUCCCCGCCCCCACCCCACGAACCCGCCGGCGCUCCCUCCUUCACCAGCAGUUUCGGCGGCAGCUACGCGAACAACAGCAAUGAUGCCGGUUGGCAGCUUCCCGGCGCUCGGUACCCUUUCAAGAGCUUGGAGACUCCGACGCGGCGCAGCAGUAUGGCGAGUAAUGUGCAUUCUUUGCUCAACCCGGCUCAUACGGCGGAGAGGGAUGGCGAGGAUGAGGGGCAUUCGGAUGAGAGGAAACGGAAGCGGGUGUAG
Neohortaea acidophila is the source of this 1818-nucleotide messenger RNA. RefSeq names its product HSF-type DNA-binding-domain-containing protein. Lineage: Eukaryota; Fungi; Ascomycota; Dothideomycetes; Mycosphaerellales; Teratosphaeriaceae. The record is from RefSeq and is a predicted model, not a curated record. Gene Ontology annotation, biological process: regulation of DNA-templated transcription. Bases 1 to 1818 code for a protein of 605 amino acids. Gene Ontology annotation, molecular function: DNA-binding transcription factor activity; sequence-specific DNA binding. The transcript has 4 exons.